Staurois parvus is the source of this 552-nucleotide messenger RNA. Lineage: Eukaryota; Metazoa; Chordata; Amphibia; Anura; Ranidae. The record is from the annotation of a GenBank genome assembly.
GACAACUCCGCGGAAAGUGGGAGCGGGUACCUGUCAAAUUCACGGUACUCCGUCCGCAGUCUAUCUGAUAAUCUCUUUGCUUUGUCUGCAGUCUCUGGUCAUCCCCUGCAACUGUUGCAGUACUUGGUCGCAUCUUCUGGUACUGUGUCCGCAGUCUCUAGUCAUUCCCUGUACUGUGUCCGCAGUCUUGGUCAUUCCCUGUACUGUGUCCGCAGUCUCCUGGUCAUCCUCCUGUACUGUGUCCGCAGUCACUCUGGUCAUCUCCUGUACUGUUUGUCCGCAGUCUCUGGUCAAUCUCCUGCACUGUGGGUCCGCAGUCUCUGGCCAUCCCCCUUGUACUGUGUCCGCAGUCUCUGGCAAAUUCCCCCUGUACUGUGUCGGCAGUCUCUGGCAUCCCCUGUACUGUGUCCGCAGUCUUGGCCAUCUCCUGUACUGUGUUCGCAGUCUCCUGGCCAUCCAUUGUACUGUGUCCGCAGUCUCUGGUCAUCCCCUGUACUGUGUCCGCCCAGUCUUCUGGGUCAUCCCUGCCACUGUGUCCGCAGCCUAUCUGGU